AAACACACUUGCCCGGGACUCCGGCAGAGCCGCUUCCCGGGGCGGGCGAGGGGCGGGAGCGCCGCGGGAGCACGGGCCGUUGCCGUGGAGACGGCGGGGCGGGACGCGGCGCGGACGGGUGACGCAGCGCGCAGGCGCCGGCGGGAGGGUCGCGCCCGGAUGGAGCUGGAGCCGUUAGCGCGGAAGGUGUCCAGGCUGCAGGUGCGGGCUGGGCGGCUCCGCCGGGACCCCUCCGCGGGCUCUCGCAGGGGGACCCCGGGAACGGGCGAGGCUCGGGCGUUUAGUCCGCUGCGCGCGCCAACCGUGCCCACUGCCCGGGAGAAUGCUGGGACCCCGGGCUGCCCCGCGCGCCCCGCGCUUCCACCGCACGCUCCCGCGGGAUCAGGGCGAGGGUGCAGGUGGAGCAGGGGAUCCAGUCCAGCCUGCUCCCUCGGGCCCCCCGAGCCGCAGCGCACAGCGCUCGGGUCCCUUAGCAGCUACCGCAGGAUCCCCGAGAAGUCCCCACUUUUGCAGUGACAAUGGUUUUCUCUCUCCUCGUUGUCCACACCAGGCCUGUGUCCGGGGCUUCUUAGUCCGUCGCCACUUCCAGAGCCUGCGAGCUGAGUAUGAGGCUAUUGUCCGAGAGAUUGACGGCGACCUGGGCACGCUGCAGUGGACCGAGGGCUGGAUUCCCACGCCCCGAUUUCCUCCACAGAAGGCAAAAUCCCCGUGCAUCCGGCCGGCUGGAGAAAGAGCAAAUCCAGAGCAGUCGCGCUGGCUCUGUAAGAAGCCUGAGAAAGAGGCCAUCGGUGAGAAGACGAGGCCAACAGUGUCAGGAGAGAGCUCAGCAUCUGCCAGAAGGGUGCCUUGCCCAGAUGCCAGGCCCUGGCCCCAGGGGCAGAGCAGGAAACCCUGCCGAGAGGAAAGUGCAGAUGAGCUGUGGAUGAAGAAACCAGAGACUGCAGGUCCAGGACUGUCCUACAGCCAGACAGAGCUACAGGAGCUCCGCAGCCACUUGGCCAUGGAAUUGCUGUGGCUUCAACAGGCCAUCAAUAGCCGUAAGGAGUAUCUAAUCCUCAAACAAACACUGAGGUCUCCCGAGGCCUGUCAGACAAGAGGCAAGUCCAGCGGGCAUCCAGACCACGAGGGACAGGUCUAUGAAAGCCCCACACGGGAAGACCAAUCCUCCAGCAACAGGACCACUGGAGAGAGAGACCACACAGAAGAUGCCUGCUGGGGGCUCAGACCCUACAAGUCCCCAGAACGAUGGGCUACUACAGACAGAAGUACUGUUGGGUCCAGGCCCAGGGACCCAGGCCAGAGGAAGACUGGGCCACUACUGCCUACACCACCCAAGAACCUGGCUAGAGAGCCAGGCCAUGGGAAACAGAACUUGGGAGGGACCUGCCAGCCAUUGAGGAACUCCCUGGAGGACCUGACCCCCAGAGGUCUCUGUUCUGAGAAAGCCAGGACACAUCCGCCUGCAGUCUCUGAGGACCCACACAUUAAGGACAAGUUUCCUGGAGCUCUGGACCACAAAGAGUCUGACUUUCAGAGAGCCAGGCCACAAGAACCGGGCCUCUCAGAUGACUGUGUCUCCUGGGACGAGCCCUUGGCAGGACUGCCAGAACAUGGUGGCCUGGAUCUCUGGGACACUAAACCACCCAAGGUCCAGACCCUUGGUGAUAAAAGUACUGACAAUAGAGCCAUCAAUAUGGCCAGUCACGAAGGAUGGAGGAACCAGAGGGGAGCACCCUGGAGAGCAAGUCCCCCUGAAAAACGGUCUCCUGCAGCUUAGACUAGACCAAGAGGAUGGUGGAGGCAGGGGAGAAGCUAUGGAGAUGGGACCUCCAGGCUAUCCCUCAGAGAGCUAGGGAGUUGCAUGGGGGAUGCCAAGAAACGGUUGUGAGGGAGGCAGGGCCUCAUCCUCGCUCCCUGAUGCCAGCCAAUAACCUAGCCCUGCCGUUGGUGGCUGCUGGGGUCAAGAGAAGUUUGAACAGGGCGCAGAAGCGGUAAUAUAGCGGGUAGAGUGUUUGUCUUACACACGGCUGACCCAGGUUGGAUUCUUGGCAUCCCAUAUGGUACCCAGAAGUAACUCCUGAGUGUAGAACUAGGAGUAACCCCUGAGUAUUGCCAGUGUGACGCAAAAAAUAAAAAGAAGCUGGAACAAAUUGCUGGCUCCAAUGUGGGAAUAGGCAGAAAGACAUUUUUUUUCAUGAUUUGCUUGUAGCUCAAUAUAAAUUUAGGGGUCAAAUUUAGGGGCCUGA
This is a messenger RNA of Sorex araneus (European shrew), 2246 nucleotides long. Its product is annotated as coiled-coil domain-containing protein 28B. NCBI's taxonomy places the organism in Eukaryota, Metazoa, Chordata, Mammalia, Eulipotyphla, Soricidae. The transcript is spliced from 4 exons. Gene Ontology annotation, molecular function: protein binding. Bases 323 to 1777 code for a protein of 484 amino acids. The record is from RefSeq and is a predicted model, not a curated record.